UUUACAUAGGUUUUAUUUUACAUUGUAGCACCACCUAUUAAAAUGUUUAUUUAAAAUAUUGUUGAAAAGUAGUUACAUACCAUGAUUUAAAGAACGCUUAAAAAUAAAAAUGAACUUUAAAAAAAGGUUUAUUUUGUUACUUCUAUUUAUAGUCUUAAUUAUAUGCUUCAUUUUGUAUUCUUUUCUGGAGAAUCAAAACAUUUACUCAUUUGAAACAGUAAAUACACCUGUUUCUUAUGUAGAAAAAUUACAAUUGCAAUCAAAUAAAUUCAAUAGACAAAAUACAAAUAAUUUGGAAAACAUCGAUAAAAAUGAUGAGCCUGCAGAAACACCUAGUUUAGCCAUAUCAACAUUACAAAAUAACUUUGAAGACACAUAUUUAUCAAGUGGAGUAUGUGAUCCAAAUAUUAAUAUGUGGGAUUUGUAUGACAAACUACAAUUCGAUAAUAUAGAUGGUGGUGCAUGGAAACAAGGUUGGGAUGUCCAGAUAUCUGAAGGACGAUGGAAUGCAAAUAAUAAGUUAAGGGUAUUUGUUGUGCCUCAUUCGCAUAAUGAUCCUGGAUGGAAACGAACCUUUGAAGAGUACUAUCGUAUUGAUACAAAGAAUAUAUUAGACAAUAUGGUGACUAAAUUAUCAGAAGACCGUAGACGCAAGUUCAUAUGGGCAGAGAUGUCAUAUUUGUCAUUGUGGUGGAAUGAUAUUGAUGAAAGUACAAAAACUAAAGUGAAGAAAUUGAUUGAAAAUGGGCAAUUGGAAAUAGUCACUGGUGGUUGGGUAAUGACAGAUGAAGCAAACUCCCAUUAUUCAUCAAUGAUCACUCAACUUACAAAUGGACACCAGUGGUUAUUGAAAAAUUUAAAUAUUACUGCCAAUUAUAGCUGGUGUAUUGAUCCCUUUGGUGUUUCUCCGACUAUGCCUUAUAUUUUGAAUAGAAUGAAAUUUUCAAGUUUGGUCAUUCAGCGAACUCAUUAUUCUAUUAAAAAAUAUUUAGCUAAACAAAAACAAUUGGAAUUUCGAUGGAGACAACAUUGGGACACAGAAUGUAAUAGUGACAAAAAUGAGCUGUUUACCCACAUGAUGCCAUUUUACAAUUAUGACAUUCCUCAUACCUGUGGUCCAGAUCCAAGUGUUUGUUGUCAAUUUGAUUUUAAAAGAUUUUCAAUUUUUGGAUUAACGUGUCCUUGGAAAGUAUUUCCAGUGCCAAUUACUUCAUCAAAUGUCAACAAAAGAGCGUUAAUGUUAUUGGACCAAUAUAAAAAAAAAGCAGAGUUGUAUAAAACAAAUGUAUUACUUGUUCCUUUGGGGGAUGACUUUAGAUAUACAUCAGCCAGAGAAUGGGAUUUUCAAAUGAACAAUUAUCAAAAACUAUUUGAUUAUAUCAAUAGCAAUAGUGACUCAUUAUAUGCAGAGGCAUCAUUUGGUACAUUAAGCGAUUAUUUCAAAGCUGUACAAGAUUCAUCUAAUUAUAAGAAUUUUCCAACAUUGACUGGUGAUUUUUUUACUUAUGCGGAUAAAGAUAAAGAUUACUGGAGUGGGUAUUUCACUUCCAGACCUUUUUACAAAUGUAUGGAUCGAGAACUUGUUGCUAGAUUAAGAGCAACGGAAAUUCUAUAUUCUUUAGUAUGGCUUAGUGCACCUUCAAAUUUGACUUCCUGGUUAUGGAAACCAGAUUCUGAGUUGUAUAAUUAUUUACAAGCUGCCAGAAACGCUCAUAGUUUGUUUCAGCAUCACGAUGGAAUCACGGGAACAGCAAAAGAUGCUGUAGUAAAUGACUAUGCACGAAAGAUGUUGGAUUCAUUAACUAAUCUAAAUCAUAUCAUUCAACACUGUAUAUAUUUUCUGUUAAAUCAAGAAAAGGAACAAUAUGUAUUUGAUACAAAUAUUAAAUACUUUGAUAUAGAUCGUUCAAGAGUCUAUACAAACAGUAUUGCACAAUAUCGUGUUGUACAGUUUGCUAAUAAUCAAGAUUCACAGAGUGUUAUUGUGUUCAACCCUUUGACAUCAGUCAUCAGAAAUGAAAUUAUCACUUUAGUUGUGGCAAGUGAAAAUUUAAAGGUAGUUAAUUCAGAAGGUGUGGAUAUUCCAUUUCAAGUUGAUUCUACCUGUAAUCUUCUAGAUACACAGUUAAUGACACCAUGUUUUCAAUUACAUUUUAUUGCUGAAUUUGGUCCUUUGGAAAUCAAAAAAUAUACUAUCAUCAACCUGCCCACAGACAUUAGUACCAAAAAGUAUAUGUCACUGAUCAGUGUUUACAACCCAAAAAUCAAUGACGUUUUGGAUCCUAGGAUAUAUAUUAAAACUAGUAAUAUUGAAGAAUUUUCAAUUGAAAAUCAAAAUAUUGUUGCAUCAUUUGGUCAAAAUGGUAUGUUACAAAAUAUUACCCUUAAGUCUUCUGGAAAACAAUAUCCAGUUUCAUUAAAAUUUGUGCAAUACAAUGCAGCUUAUGGUCAAGACAUGAGUGGUGCUUAUUUAUUCAUGCCAUCAGGGGAUGCUGUUGAUGCCCAUGUCACAGAGAAUGAACCUACAAUUUAUGUGAUUAAAGGACAUAUUUUGUCACAAGUGGUAAUUCAGUUUAGUAAUGUAAAACACUCGAUAAUUCUUCGUCAUACAAAAGAUGCUUAUGAUGUUGAAAUACGAAAUUUAGUUGAUAUUAGACAACAAAUGAAUUAUGAACUUUCAAUGAGAGUUACCACAGGGGUAAAUAAUGAUAAUGUAUUUUACACAGACUUAAACGGAUUCCAAAUGACCAGGAGAAAACAUUAUAGCAAACUACCAAUUCAAGGAAACUUUUAUCCAAUGUCUAGUGCAAUGUAUAUAGAAGAUGACACUACUAGAGUAUCAUUAUUAUCAGUCCAACCUUUGGGUGCAUCUUCAUUAUAUAAUGGUAUAAUGGAGGUCAUACAGGAUCGUAGAUUGCGACAAGACGACAAUCGUGGAUUGGGCCAAGGAGUUUUGGAUAAUGUGCCCACUUUGACAUUGUUCAGAUUAAUCGUUGAAGAAAACAUUGGCAACUGUCAAAUGGAUGUACCACAACUGACAGCACUCGGUAUGACAUCAAUGUCGACAAUGUUGUAUCCUCUCGUGCAGUUAAUUGAUACAUCGAGAUUUGAUCACCUCGAAGAUACAUAUGUUAAUAACAAGUUGACAUUAUUACCAAAAGACGUUCACUUAGUUACUGCUUCGAUGAUUAUUCAGCAUGCAGAACCGGCUGUUGGUUUGGUUUUUCAUAGAACCCAGACAACUCAAUGUUAUGGUUUUAAGGAAGCUAAUCCGAAUGGACGGUCCAAAUGCAAUCGACCUUAAAGCACUUGCAUCUUCGACGAUUGAAAACAUAACUAUUUAUGAAUCUUCACUCUCUUUUGUGCACAUUGGACCAAAAGUAAAUGUCCUAAAACCACAAUUAAUGGAACCAAUGGAACUAAAAGGAUAUGUGAUAAAGAAGUAAAAACCAUUUCAAGCAAUCUCAUACAAUUUUAUCUGAAGGCAAUGGUUCUCUACAGCUAUUAUAACUAGAAGGCUAUGUGAAAUUUAAUGCAUAAAUCUCUUAAGUUAAUAUUAUCCAAAUUAAUUAAUAAUAAUGUGAUAUUUAGUGUUUAUUGUUAUUUGUCAAAAUAUAUUUUGUGAAUAUUAUCAA
This is a messenger RNA of Rhopalosiphum maidis (corn leaf aphid), 3635 nucleotides long. RefSeq names its product alpha-mannosidase 2 (gene alpha-Man-IIa). NCBI's taxonomy places the organism in Eukaryota, Metazoa, Arthropoda, Insecta, Hemiptera, Aphididae. The record is from RefSeq and is a predicted model, not a curated record. Bases 110 to 3304 code for a protein of 1064 amino acids. The transcript is spliced from 20 exons. Gene Ontology annotation, molecular function: alpha-mannosidase activity; carbohydrate binding. Gene Ontology annotation, cellular component: Golgi membrane. Gene Ontology annotation, biological process: protein deglycosylation; N-glycan processing; mannose metabolic process.